CCAGCGGGUGUGUGAGAGUGUGUUUCAGAAGGCUAUGCAGAGUGUUCAACAAACCGCAAGUGUUUCCUGCGCAGGGGAGCUGAGAGAUCAUGGGGAGGACCAGCCUGUGCAGGAUGAAAAAAAGGAAACACAAGCUGUUUCUGUUCUGUUCAGUUGGACUUUGUGUGGUCUCUUUCCUCUAUUGCUAUAAAACCCUCCACCAGGAGUUUCUUCUGCGAGAGCUCUCCCGCCACAAGUCAAGUCUGAAGUCCCUGGCCAUCUUACAUGGGUUCAUUUGGGGAGAUCCACUGACCUCAUCGCUCUCCAACGACAAUUUCUUUUCUAACACUAACAACCACAAAGGGGCAGAAAAGGCAGUGAGGCAAAAGACAUAUGAUGAAAGGGAACAGCAAGUGGCAGAUUUUGUGAUACCUGAUCCUACUGGUCCACAUGGGGAACUUCACAAACGAACAUUCAUUUUACAGGAUGAUCACACCCAAUAUUUCAUCCACACAGAGACGGGAGGUCUGUGCUUCCGUGAGGGGACAGACAUGGCUUCAAGUAAAGUCAAACCAAGCUACACCAAGGACAAUGAAGGUCAAAAGGUAAACCCGGAGCACCACAAGAAAAACAGCACAGUUCUUGUAGAUCGCACGGUCAAGCCGGGUAGGAAGGUUGCAGAGUGUGUUUGCCGCCAAGGUUGGCAUGGCCCUAACUGUGGGGUGCCAACCGUGGUCCAACAUUCAAACCUUCGUACCAAGUCACACCUAAAGCCCAGGAAGUUUCCACGUAGAAUCAUCAAUGCCAUCAACAUCAAUCAUGAAUUUGACCUACUGCAUGUCCGGUUCCAUGAACUUGCAGAUGCUGUGGAUCUCUUCCUGGUGUGUGAGUCAAACUUUACUGCCUACGGAGAUUCCAAAUCACUUACAUUUCUGCAGCUUCUCCUCAAUGGAACCUUCAACUACAUCAAGCACAAAAUCCUCUAUAUUUUCCUUGACCACUUCCCCAAGGGCGGUCGGGCCAAUGGCUGGAUCGCAGAUGACUAUCUGCGGACCUUCCUGACAAAAAACGGACUGUCAAGGAUUCGGGGUCUGAGGUCGGACGAUGUGUUUGUUCUGGAUGAUGCGGAUGAGAUUCCUGUAAAAGAGGGGAUUCUGUUCCUCAAGCUCUACGAUGGCUGGACGGAACCAUUCGGGAUUCACAUGCGGAAGUCCUUGUAUGGAUUUUACUGGAGACAACUGGGAACACUAGAUGUGAUAUCAGGAUGCACCGUGGCCAUGCUCGUUUCGGUCUACAAGGGGGAUGGGAUUCUGCUGAGACGGAGGGAAUAUUUUAGCAUGCCAGGAUUCAGGCAAUUCAAGAAAACCUCAGGACACGUAUUAAUGCCAUGGUCCAUUGGAAGCCCGGUUCACUAUGCUGGAUGGCACUGUUCGUGGUGUUUCAAACCAGAAGGAAUUCAUCACAAACUGAUUUCUGCACAAAAUGGUGACUUUCCUCGCUGGGGAGACUUUGCAGAGAAGCGAAAACUAAGCUACAUCAGGGAGCUAAUACGAACUGGUGGCUGGUUUGAUGGCUCGACACCACACUACCCUCCAACAAAUCCCAGGGAGCACAUGUUUGCUCCCAAGUAUUUGCUGGACAAUUAUGAAAGGUAUCGCUACUUGCUGGAGAAUCCGUACGCAAAAGGGUAAGGAUGAAAGACAGAAACAGAUUUCUGUAUGUAACAUCAUCUUCUGACCAGGAGGGGGGGGUGAAAGCAAGAACGGUAACACUUUCUAUGAAUGUCACCUUUGUAAGCAUC
This is a messenger RNA of Colossoma macropomum (tambaqui), 1780 nucleotides long. Its product is annotated as beta-1,4-mannosyl-glycoprotein 4-beta-N-acetylglucosaminyltransferase-like. Gene Ontology annotation, biological process: N-acetylglucosamine metabolic process; protein N-linked glycosylation. The record is from RefSeq and is a predicted model, not a curated record. The transcript has 3 exons. Gene Ontology annotation, molecular function: beta-1,4-mannosylglycoprotein 4-beta-N-acetylglucosaminyltransferase activity. NCBI's taxonomy places the organism in Eukaryota, Metazoa, Chordata, Actinopteri, Characiformes, Serrasalmidae. Gene Ontology annotation, cellular component: membrane. The coding region runs from base 90 to 1670 and encodes 526 amino acids.